UGCAACGGUGAUGAACGUAGACUAACUGUCAGUUUAUUAAAAAAAAAUCUAACUGACAUCAAGGACGUUGAACGUUUACAGACCAUAUCGACUGUUGAAACUUUUAAAAUAGGACGUCUGACAUUGACCCACCGCUGUCUGCGCUGUCUGUCUUUCAAACCCGAGUGUGGGGACCCGACAAGGACAUGCCGCUACGGCAACGUGUGACCGGCCAUCUAUGUAGCUCGCGGGACUGGUGAUCAUCACGUCUCUAAUUUCCGCUGUGGAUCUAUAUUUUCCAUCUGGAAUCUUUACAUCUUGCCUCUCAUAAACAUUCUUCCCCGAAGAAUCCGGUGACUCAUUGCGCGCGCCGCGAGCGGAGGCUAGCCGCUGCAUUCUAAUCAGUCCGCGCCGGGAGAAGGCGAGAGAGAACCGAACAAGCUCAUUGACAUUACAGUCAUACUUUUCUGGGGCACUUUUACUUCGAUGGCUGAGCCCGCACAACCGCUGUAGCGCUGUUUGUGUGCGUUGGUCGGAGCCGGUGUCUUCAUUCUAGGCACCCGUGAAAGGAUUAGGAAACUGCCAUAGAGGGGAUUGGACUGUAACAUAUAGCUUUAACCUGGGAUGUUUUUUAUUUAUUUUUUAAUCUGAUACAUAUUGGGCAAGGAAGAGCUCGGGUACGAACGAGGUCUACUCGAUUUGGUUGGAAAAAGAGAGACUGGAUUGUGAUUAUUGCUCAAAUAAGCCUGGGCAUUCGACUGAAUUUAAAUUAGGUGUACGCGAGCACCACCACGGUUUUCUGUAAAGCGAAGUAAAACGCGCGAGAGAUAAAAGGACAUUCAACGAAACGGAGAGAGGGGGAAUUUAUUACACAAGUCCUGCAGAAUGACUACUACAUCCCAAGAUGAACGGAACUGUGUGUUUGAUCCUGAAUGGUAGAAAAUACCAAUUUGGUGCUGAAGAAAUCAACAGGUCGGGGUCGGAGGCGUAAGAAGGGAAGGAUUAGAAAUUAAAAAGCGCUGCCUCACACCAAAAGGGGGAUGCAUAUUUCUGUUUCAUUUUUCCUCCUGCUGUGGGCUCAAGCCCUGGCUUUGAAAAACUUGAAUUAUUCCGUUAACGAGGAGCAAGGACCGGGCACGGUGAUAGGGAACAUUGCCAAAGAUGCCAAACUCGGACUCGGGCAGGGGGGACAAGGCAAGAAAUCAAACUUCAGGGUUUUGGAGAAUUCAGCGCCGCAUCUCAUAGACGUGGACCCAGAGAGCGGUCUGCUGUACACAAAACAGCGCAUCGACAGGGAAACACUGUGUCGGCGGAACCCUAAGUGCCAGCUCUCCAUGGAGGUAUUCGCUAAUGACAAAGAGAUCUGCAUGAUAAAGGUAGAUAUAGUGGACAUCAAUGACAACUCGCCCACUUUCCCUUCGGAUCAGAUUGAUAUUGACAUUUCUGAGAACGCAGCCCCGGGCACCCGCUUCCCGUUGACGAGCGCGCACGAUCCGGACGCUGGGGAUAACGGCCUUAAAACGUAUCAGAUCACACGAGACGACUACAAUCUAUUUUCUCUGGAUGUAAAAUCCCGCGGGGACGGAACAAAAUUUCCAGAGUUAGUUAUCCAGCGACCGUUAGACCGAGAGGAACGUAGCCAUCACACAUUAAUCCUAACCGCCACUGAUGGCGGUGAAUAUCCUCGGUCUGGUACCAUGCAGAUUAAUGUUAAAGUGAUUGAUUCUAACGAUAACAGUCCUGUGUUUGAACAGCCAUCCUAUGUGGUCGAAAUCCCAGAAAACUCUCCUCCAGGAAAAGUAUUGAUCGAUUUAAACGCCACAGAUCCCGAUGAGGGUAGCAACGGUCAGGUGGUGUAUUCAUUCAGUGGUUACGCCCCUGACAGAAUCAGAGAGCUGUUCUCUAUUGAUUCUAGGACAGGAGUUAUAAAAAUCCAGGGAGAAAUCGACUAUGAGGAAAACCCUAUUAUAGAGAUAGAUGUUCAGGCCAAGGAUCUAGGGCCUAACCCAAUACCUGGCCACUGUAAAGUCACCGUGAAUGUGAUUGACAGGAAUGACAACUGGCCUUCCAUAGGGUUUGUGUCUGUGAGGCAGGGGGCCAUUAGCGAGGCUGCCCCACCAGGUACGGUGAUCGCCCUUGUCAGGGUCACGGAUAAGGACUCUGGUCGCAACGGGAAGCUCCAGUGCAGAGUCCUGGGUAACGUUCCAUUUAAACUGGAGGAGAACUAUGACAACUUCUACACGGUGGUGACUGACCGACCCCUGGACCGGGAACAGCAGGACGAGUAUAAUGUCACCAUCGUUGCCAAGGACAACGGAACUCCGCCUCUGAACUCCACAAAGUCGUUCACAGUCAAGAUUCUGGACGAGAACGAUAAUGUUCCGAGGUUCACCAAAGCUGUUUAUCUUUUGCAAGUGCCCGAGAACAACAUCCCGGGAGAGUAUCUGGGUUCGGUCCUUGCUCUGGACCCGGACCUGGGCCAGAACGGGACCGUGUUUUACUCCAUCCUCAACUCCAACGUGAGCGGAGGGGACGUCAACACCUUUGUCAACGUGAACGCGGCCAAUGGGGCGAUCUACGCCGUGAGGUCAUUCAACUAUGAGCAGAUCAAGUUCUUCGAUUUUAAGGUGCUGGCGAAGGACGCGGGAUCCCCACACCUGGAGAGCAACACGACGGUUAGGGUCAGCGUUCUGGACGUCAACGACAACAUCCCGGUCAUCGUCCUCCCCCUGCUCCAGAACGACACGGCGGAGAUCCACGUGCCGCGGAACGUCGGCGUGGGAUACAUCGUCACCACGGUGAGGGCGGUCGACAACGACUACGGCGAGAGCGGGCGGUUGACCUACGAGAUCUCGGACGGCAACGAGGAGCACCUGUUUGAGAUGGACCCGGUGACCGGUGAGGUGCGGACGGCCCACCCCUUCUGGGAGGACAUCAGCCCCACGGUGGAGCUCAUCAUCAAGGUGAUGGACCACGGGAAGCCCACGCUGACCGCCGCCGCCCGUCUCAUCGUCAAGGCCUACUCCGGCCCGCUCCCCGGCGGCGAGCCCCACAUCAACGAAGAGCACCACAAUUGGGACACCUCCCUGCCCCUCAUCGUCACCCUGUCCAUCAUCUCCAUCAUGCUCCUCGCCGCCAUGGUGACCAUCGCCGUGAAGUGCAAACGGGAGAACAAAGAGAUUCGGACGUACAACUGCCGCAUCGCGGAGUACUCCCACCCCCAGCUGGGGAAGGGCAAGAAGAAGAAGAUCAACAAGAACGACAUCAUGCUGGUGCAGAGCGAGGUGGAGGAGCGGGACGCCAUGAACGUCAUGAACGUGGUGAGCAGCCCGUCGCUAGCCACCUCCCCCAUGUAUUUCGAUUACCAGACGCGGCUGCCGCUGAGCUCGCCCAGGUCGGAGGUCAUGUACCUCAAGCCCACGGCCAGCAACCUAUCGGUGCCCCAGGGACAGGGACCCGGCGUCGGCUGCCACACGUCCUUCACCGGCCCGGUGACUAACACCACCGACACGGCCACUAACCGGAUGUCUAUUAUCCAGACAGAUAAUUUUCCCACCGAGCCCAAUUACAUGGGCAGCAGGCAGCAGUUUGUUCAAAGCAGUUCGACGUUCAAGGACCCGGAGCGAGCGAGCCUUAGAGACAGUGGUCAUGGAGAUAGUGACCAGGCCGAUAGCGACCAAGACACUAACAAAGGUUCCUGCUGUGACAUGACGGCCAAGGAGGCCCUGAAGAUGAAGGUGACGGGUGUGAAACCUCCCCCUCUCGAGCAGGAAGAAGACUGUGUUAAUUGCACAGAUGAGUGCAGAGUUCUAGGUCACUCAGAUCGUUGUUGGAUGCCACAGUUCCCGGCGGGAGGGGCGGGACAAGGCGGAGCCAACCAGGCAGAGGGCGUCGACUACCGAAACAACCUAUUUGUUCCUGCGGGGAUGGAAGCUGCCAUGGAAACCACAGAAACCUACGAGACCAUCAACCCCAACGGGAAGAAAACUUUCUGCACCUUCGGGAAAGAGCGUAGAGAUCACACCAUCCUGGUGGCUAAUGUCAAACCAUAUCUGAAGACCAAGCGAGCUCUCUCCCCGCUCCUCCAGGAGGUGCCCUCUGCCUCCAGCUCCCCUACCAAGGGCUGCUCCUCCUCGAACAACUCCCCCUGCGCCUCCUCCACUAAAUCCCCAGCUGAUGGAGCCGAGAGUAAGCCCGCCUCCAGCCACUACUGCUCCGGACCCCCGGGCGGACAGUACCCCCCCACCACCAAACAGAGUAGGGACCCUGGCCCCCACAACCCUGCUCAUCAGGGUUACCCAGCUCUCCCUUGCGACCCAGUGGCCAAGGUUCUAGCCGAGGCCCGGUCCCGUAUCAGCCAGGAGGCCGGACUGGGGGUGGGGACAGAGAUGGACUGUGUUCUGGAGAUGGAAGGGGGGGUCCACGGAGGCCUGGAGUUGUCGCGGGACGGGGUGGACGCCGACCAGGUGGUCAGAGACAUCGACAAACUGCUGCAGGACUGCCGAGGCAGCGAAACAACCACCGGAACUCUCCGGAGAAAGUGACAGACAGGCAGAGAGACAGACAGGCAGGCAGAGAGACAGACAGGCAGGCAGAGAGACAGACAGAGAGAUGGAGGUGUGGGUGGAGGACGAAUACUUCUCUUAGACUCCUAAAGAUGGCAAUCACCAUCCAGACAACAAAUAAACAAACCAAGUGAGCUCACCUGGCCUUCGGAUAAGGUGGUUGUUGAUGUUGAUGUUGUUGUUGUUUUUAAUGUUAUUGACAGGACCUGUACAACGGGAACACGGAAAGACAUACCGUGGACCAUGUUGGCCGACAUCUUUCAGGAGAAGGGCGAGACAACACGACACUGACCGAACUGAAAACCGCCGACUUCUGUUGAACUGUGCGCACGUGUCCCAAAUGGCAGCCUACUCCUGCGUAGUGGCACUGUUUUUGCCCAUGUCUUAUAGGGUCCGGUGGUAUAGCGCACUAGAUAGGGAACAGGGUGCCAUUUGGGACACCCUUUCGACUCUGCUUUUUGGGAUUCUUGGGGAACGACAGAAUGCUGAGCAGCUUCUGGCCCGGGUCCCUGCAAGCUUUUAUCCAAGUGCCCCUCAGCUCAUCGUUUAUGUGUGUUCAUGGUCUUUCAUUCGCCAGUACGAGCCUACACAUCGUCUGUGUGUGUGUGUGUGUUGCUUACGUGAAGUGUGGACGCCGCCAUUGGCUUACCGGAGGAUUAUAUACGUGGUGUAUUUUGACAAUCGAAGGACAGACGGACUCAGAAGGUGGAUGCCCAUUCGGCGGCCAGAACCUCGGCUUGGUUCUGUCCCGCUGCGCCCAGAAGGAGGCCGACACAUCUUUUUCUGAACUUUCUAAUGUUGAUGUUCAAAGUGCAAAUGGAUACUGUAUCUUAAAGGGAACAGGUUUGU
This is a messenger RNA of Esox lucius (northern pike), 5393 nucleotides long. It is a transcript of the gene pcdh17, whose product is annotated as protocadherin 17. Lineage: Eukaryota; Metazoa; Chordata; Actinopteri; Esociformes; Esocidae. Gene Ontology annotation, cellular component: plasma membrane. The coding region runs from base 1020 to 4523 and encodes 1167 amino acids. The transcript has 5 exons. Gene Ontology annotation, biological process: homophilic cell-cell adhesion. Gene Ontology annotation, molecular function: calcium ion binding. The record is from RefSeq and is a predicted model, not a curated record.